GCUAUUUACAAUACAUACAGGAUUUGGAACUAGUAAAAAUUCUUAUCAGUCGAGAUUUUAUUGUAAAUCUAGAUACAUAAAUUCAAGGAAUUACAUUUUAAGGCAUAAAUAGCUUUUGUAUUUUAGUUUGUGAAUAUACCAUUUAGACGAUAACUUAAUGUCAAUAAGAAUGGCCGCAUCAGCACCUUUAAUUAUGAGAAUUAUGGCAAGUAGCUUGUCGAUUGCCGAAAAAGCCGGUGAAGUAAUACGUGACAUAAUGUCCACGGGAGAUUUAAACGUUGUAGAUAAAGGCCAAAAGAAUUUUGAUCCUCAAACAGAAGCAGAUCGGAAGUGUCAGCAGAUAAUUAUUGGAUCGUUGUCAAAGCAAUAUAAAGAUCUGAAGAUUAUCGGCGAAGAAGGAGCUGAAGAUUUGUCUAAAAUACCACAAGAGUUAAUUGUAGAUAAAAUUGACUCGCAGUUCCUUGAGCAGUAUAAAUGUCCAGAAUCUUUUAAAGAUAUUUCUGAAAAUGAUUUAGUAGUUUGGGUUGAUCCAUUAGAUGGAACUGGUGAAUAUGUUGCUGGGUUUGUCGAGAAUGUUACUGUAUUAAUUGGCAUUGCUUUUCGAGACACAUCAAUUGCUGGCAUUAUUCAUCAGCCAUUCUUUAAAUGUGCUACAACUAAUAAAAUGGGUAGGACAAUUUGGGGAUUAAAGGAACUGGGUACAAGUGGAUAUAACAAGAAAUCUCCACCAGAAAAUAAGUUGAUCUUGACAACUACAAGAUCUCAUUCCAAUGAAAUCGUAAAUGCUACAAUUGAAGCAAUUAAGGCUGACGAAGUUCUCAAAGUUGGAGGAUGUGGAUUUAAAGUGUUGCAGUUGCUCGAAGGUAAAGCACAUUGCUAUGUGUUUGCAUCUCCUGGUUGUAAAAAGUGGGAUACAUGCUCACCAGAAGCAAUUCUCGAAGCUGAUGGAGGAAUUUUAACUGAUAUUUUGGGAAAACAUUAUAACUAUGGACCAAAUGUCGAAUAUCCAAAUAGAACAGGCGUGUUGGCAACGGCAAAAGGUAUCGAUCAUGAAAGUCUUCUUGAAAGAAUUCCUAUAGCUACUAAGGAGUCCUUGAUUAAAAAGAAAUAAGAAUAAGUUUCCAUUCCUUAUAAGUUAAAGAACGAUCGUUAAAUUGGAUAAGACAGGCUGGCUCUAAUUAAUUAAUCUAGAUGAUAUGUUGGUGGUGAUUGGAUGAUUUUAAUAAUAAUUUUAAGUGAAGGAAGGUAUGCGAAAUAAGUUAUCAAAUAAAGAACUUAUCAAAUAUGGGUAUUUUUUUAUUACAAUUUAACUUAGCUAUCUUAAAAAAUCGCGAGACCGAAUGUCAUAGACAUUUAUCGCUUGUAUAAGUUGCUUUAUCUCCCAAUAUACUCGUUGACGUCAUGAAGAUUUGGCGCUUUCAAAUAAAGCUUUUUUAAAAAUGAAAAACUGAUAAUUUGUGUUCAUUUGCUUGACAAACUUUGUGAAAAAAAUAAAGGAAAUGAAUAGAGGCAGAGAAAAAAGUUUUUUUGAAUAU
Messenger RNA from Chironomus riparius, 1535 nucleotides. NCBI's taxonomy places the organism in Eukaryota, Metazoa, Arthropoda, Insecta, Diptera, Chironomidae. The record is from the annotation of a GenBank genome assembly.